CACUCGAAGCGUGGACAAGCAUCUGAGCAGCAGUAGCCACAACAGCCUGAACCAGCGUCGCUUUAACCUCACAAAUUCACCACCUCCUCUGUUACAAUUAUAAUUGGUCCGUCCACGUGACAAAUACCGCACUAUACUUGGAAAGAAUCGCAAGCGCAUCUCUGACAUCUUAACUUGAGAAAGUGUUCUUUGUGCGGUUAACAAAGGUCCAUUACUACGCUUUAACUCGGGACAGCGAGGAUUGAUUGGAUUGAUUGGAGGGUUGAUUGGAUGGACCUCCACUGGCCCACCUUCAAGAUGGACAGCUCCUCCUACCUGCCCGGUCCCCUGGCGUCCCCAGCCCUGAUGGUGUUGGCCUCCACAGCCAAGACAGGUCGUGAUGCCUCCGUCCCCUGCCAGGCCUCCGUACCCUGCCAGGCCCCGAGGUCCUUCAGGGCCCCAAUCUUUGAGAAUGACCUCCCCUUCCCCUCCGGCUCCUACACAUUUGCCUCCAUGUACAACCGUCAGGGGCCUAUCUCCGGCCACGGCUCCUUCCCUGCCAGAGACUUCCCUGCCUCCCUGCUCCACCUCCAUCCUCAGUUCCAGUUUCACCCCAACAACCUGGACUGCUCUUCCCUGGGGAUGCUCAACCACAUUGGGGUAGGGGCCUUCCGACCCUUCUCCUCCCCGCCUGAAGAGAGGGAGACCAGGGGUUAUCAGUCAGCCUUCACCCCUGCUAAGAGACUCAAGGGCUGCUACACAGAUUCUGAGGGGAAGGAGUAUGAUUUUGGAGGAGGGUGUUUCCUCUCUGGCUCACCGGGAUCACUCAAGGCCGCCGAGGAUUCUGUGAGGAAGUUGUUUACGGUGUCUGGGCUGCUGUCGGACAGAGAGGCCUCGUCUAGUCCUGAGGACCGUAAGGAACACUUGUGUCCAGUGUGCCAUGCUGUGUUACCACCAGGUGAGCUACAGGAGCACAUGGAGCAGGAGAUGGGCAGACUGGCACAGUUACAAAUCAGUACUAAUUCAGUGCAGAGAAACCAUCCAUUAGGAGCUACUAAGACCCUCUCACUAUCUCUGCACAUUAAAUGUGAGGGUGGGUCCCCCACCUCUCUCUCCUGCCCUCCUGAAGAGAUCUACUCAGACAGAUACCAGACGUUUCUGCGUGUGAGGACAAACAGACAUGCAAGACUGAAUGUCGAUGAUUGGUGCUACGCCAAACCCGCUCCUUUAAGUCACCUAACCCCAGACUGCCAAAGAAUUGUCAGGAUCGGCAAGCUGAAGAGGAGGAGACCUUACUUGGGCCAGGACAUUUUGUUGGACCUGGGGGGGGAGGAGUGGAGUGAGCGGAGGAGGAUACGGAUGACAUCCAUACUGGGAGGGUGUGAAGGGUCGGUGUUUGUGAGCAGCAGCACGUCUAAGGAAGGCCGCGCUGACCUGGACGUGGAUGGAGAUGUCACUCUGCAGUAUGGAAGAGUACAAUGUACGGAGGCAGACAUCCCCUGUUCAGGGAAGGAUCCUGGGGAGGUGGAGGAGAGGGAAGCACUGAGGGGGGCGGUUUUAAAUGGUGGUACACUGUCCAACAGAGUAACUCUGGAACAUUCCAAAUGGACAAAUGAGGGAAGUCCAUCCACUAGCAACGGAGAGAGCAACAAACUGGAUAACAGCAUAGCCUCCCUACACAGGACCUGUAAAAAUAGUGACAUUGAAAUCAUCCCGGAGGGCUCUGGGCUGACGACGUUGGAUUCACUAAGAAGUCGUAUACGGGACCUAGAGAAGCAGCUGUCCAGAGGAGACAGACACAACUGUCUUAUCUGUAGGGACACUUACACAACACCCCUCACCUCCAUCCAGUGCUGGCAUGCCCACUGUGAGGAGUGUUGGCUCCGCACUCUGGGGGCUAAGAAGCUGUGUCCACAAUGUAACACCAUCACUUCUCCUGGGGACCUGAGACAGGUAUUUUUGUGAUUGGGCAGGGCCAGAGAAGCACAGACCCCUGAGGGGGCAGGACAUCUGAAGUAUUAACCUUUGACCUUUGAAGGGGACGUAAGGACAGCUGGCCUGUCAGAGAUUACCCUUGUCUUUGCACCUUAACCUGCCCUAUACCCCCCUCCCAAACCAAGUAUGGGGCCACCCCAUGACAAAAUGGCACCCAUGACUGGGUAUUGCACAAUGAUUAGUCUUCAUGUCAUUUGACUUUUUAGGUUUGACAUUUGACCUUUGCUUUGCCCACCUAGAUAGCAUUCAUUUGUAUCAAGCUCACCUCAUCAUUUAGUGAGCCAUUUCUAAGAGGAGGACUCUGUGCUCAAUCCAUUACAAUUCAUACGUAAAUGACAAGAACUAGUCAUCUUAGUGCUCAGGCACUGAAAUAAUUAUUUUAAAUGGUUUUAGAUCAAAACAAGGUUGAGAUACUCUUUGGACUAUAAACUAUAAGCGGUAUACACUUUUGAAAAUAAUAGUGGUCUGUUUUUAUCAUAAGAAAGCACAUGUAAAUAGUUUUGUGUAUGUUUGAAAUGAUGUGCAGUACCUGUAAAAUGUUUGGCCAUGCCUACUCAGUCAAGGG
Messenger RNA from Oncorhynchus kisutch (coho salmon), 2539 nucleotides. Its product is annotated as E3 ubiquitin-protein ligase RNF220. Bases 271 to 1944 code for a protein of 557 amino acids. Gene Ontology annotation, biological process: protein ubiquitination. The transcript has 17 exons. Gene Ontology annotation, molecular function: metal ion binding; ubiquitin protein ligase activity. NCBI's taxonomy places the organism in Eukaryota, Metazoa, Chordata, Actinopteri, Salmoniformes, Salmonidae. The record is from RefSeq and is a predicted model, not a curated record.